Messenger RNA from Symbiodinium pilosum, 4734 nucleotides. Lineage: Eukaryota; Dinophyceae; Suessiales; Symbiodiniaceae. The record is from the annotation of a GenBank genome assembly.
AUGGCCAGCAGAGUUGGUGGAGCAGAAUUGAGCCCGGAGAGCAUUCAAGCUCUCCUGGCUCAAGACGCGCCUGGGAAACCUUUGCCUCUUCUUUACUUGAUUGGUUUGGACGAGGAGAAUCCUUGGCGCGCUGCCACGUUCCUGCUGAAAGCUCGCGCUGGAGGCUUCAUGAUCGCUGCUCCCGCCUUAGACGAGGUAGUCUGGAAGGACGUAGCGGUGUCCUGCGAGACAAGUCGGAGACGGCGCGUUGGCGAAGUGAGCCUGCUCCUGGCCGACCUGAGCUGGGCGCACCUGGUUCAUUUUCGGAAGGCCACCGCCGCUCGAGCUCCUCCUGGGUUUCGGCUGCUUGCCAUUCUACAUCAGGACACUGCAGUUCGGCCGGUGCCAGGCUCAGCCCGCAAAGCUGCCGAGGAAUGGGUCAACGAGCAGCUCAGCGAUGCUACUUUCCUGGAGUAUGCCACCGCAGAGGAGAUGCAGGACGAACCGCAGGAGGACGAGGCCGAUCCGGCCGAACAGGCGGAGGAUCUGGUUUCCACGCUCAGGGCCCGAGUUCGGCAGCUGGAGGCGGCACAGGAGGCAGCUCGGACAACCCCAGCGCCUUUUCGUGGGCAACGUCAGACCCGGCCCCUGCUGGACGAUGUGCCGGGCACAGGCGCGGCGCUGACUGCGGAGGACUGGCACAAGCUCCGGGCGGCGGCUGGAGCUCCACCUGCGACGGCUCUGGAAAACGACGAGCUUGCGGAGGAGGAACUCGAGGCGGGGGAGUUGCAACCAGCGGUAACCAGGGGCAUUGCCGCGCGAGACGCUUACCUAAAGCUGUUCGAGAACCCGCUGGACAUGGCAGAGGAUCCGGGGAUGAUGAGACAAUAUGUCGAACGGAAGAUCCCCAUGAAGGAUCUGAAGACUGUGCAGAUCUUUGCUUUCUUUCUGGCAUAUCAGUGGGAGGAUUGCCGCCGCCAGGGCAAUCAACUGGGCGAGGCCUGGGCCGCCAGAGGCCUAGUGAUGGCCGAGCAAAUGGCCAUCGAUCAAGGUCGAACACAACUGGGGUUUCUAUUGAGCGGCCUGCCGGACAUAGACGUCUCCCAUCUUUCCUCGCGGAGAACCGAUGUGAGACCUUAUGGCAAGCUGUCCGCUGCCCCCUGGAUAGCAGCUCAGGUGGCAUUCUUGAAGGACGUCGACUACUUGGAGACGAGAAUGAAGCCGAGCAGAACCACGGGACAGCAAGAGACAAACCCAGACAAAGCAGAGGAUGCGGAGUGGCAGCCGCGACCCAAGCGUCCACCUCGCAAGCCAAAAGCGCUUGCCGACAAGCCAACGGGACCUCAACUCCCAGAGUUCGAGCCACCCACCUUCCGCGGGGUGACGAGCCUUUUGGGCCCGCUUCGCCGCCUGAGUUGGAUCAUGCAAAUCGCUGUGGCCCUGUCCCCCGCCUCGGAGAUGGACAGAGCAAAUGAGGCUUUACUCGCCCCGUCGCCGGCGCAGAAUGCGGGAACUUGUAAGGUUCCCGCAGGGUCGUUACAUAAAGAAGUGGUGGCUAGCCGGAUCAAGUGGGAGAACCCACCUUCCUUUGACCCCAUUCCUUACCUGCCUGACCCAGUGGUUCGCUCUGCUUUCAUCACGCCUGACACUUUGCGCAAAGCUCCAGAUACCUGGCCUACGCUUCCAGCUGCUCAAGUCCGGUGUAGUAGGACCGAAUUGAUUGCUUUAGCUCAAAAGUGGGAUUCUGUGGGGGCCCUUAAGAUUGUACCUUGCGACAGCGUUGACCCUCACGAAGCUGUAGGUCUGUUCGCCAUUUGCAAGGACCGGGAUUGGGAUCGCCUCAUCCUUAACCCCACUGUAGUCAAUUCUCGUAAUCAUGGCUACUCGCACUUCACCAAGUACUUGGCACCUGGAUGCUUGGUUGGUCAGACCCAUUUGGAGCCCAACCAAUGUCUUAGGCUCAGCUGUGAUGAUCUUACCGAAUUUUAUUAUACCUUUCAAGUACCUUCUCAGAGAGCCAUUCGAAACGCCAUCCGCGUGCCGCUGCCCAGGAGUGCUGUGCAACAUUUCAAGGCAUUCAGCCGCUGCCUUGGUGCUGGCCCAUUUUACGUGUGUCUGGCCACAAUGGCCAUGGGAGACUCCCUGGCUGUUGAGGUUGCUCAGCAGUCGCAUCACACCGUGCUAGCUUCCUUGGCUAACGCUAUGAGGCCUUCAGAAAUCGCUGCGUACCGCUCCCCAUACCCUCGGGGGGACACUGCUGAGUUUUUGGCUGUGGACGAUCGUCUGGUUGCCCAGAAGGUCACCUUUGGUGAGCACCGCCAGCAAGCUUUCAAGAGGGACUCCCAAAUCUUUCGGGAUGCCGAAGCUGCCUAUGCUACCGUUCGCCUUGUCCAGCAUCCACGGAAACGAAAGAGGAACGAGACAGCAGGCACGUACCUAGGAGCCGACAUCGACGGCCUUGCUGGGUUGGUCUCUGCUCCUAGGAAUAGGAUAGGGGUCCUUAUGCUGAUCACCUCCGAGGUGGUGCGCCGGGGCUGCUGCUCCGCCAGCAUGCUGUCUUCCUUACUUGGACUUUGGGUUCAUGUCUUGAUGUUUCGCCGUCCUGGCUUUUCACUUUUGUCGGAGUGCUUCAAAGACGCGUGCCACACGCCUCGCGACAAAGUCUUUAAGCUUGGACGCCGCUCCUUGAACGAACUUCAUUCCCUUUGCAACCUUGCACCUUUGUUUCAAGCCGACUUGCGUACCCCCUACUUGCCUCAUAUAUUCUGUAUGGACGCGUCGCCAGGUGGCGCAGGCAUAUGCAUGGCCGACGCACCGGUGCACGUCACUCAAGAAUUGUGGCGGCAUACCGAACAAAAAGGGUACUACACUCGUCUUGAAUCACCUGCGGCAGCCUUGAUCAGGGAACAAGGUCUUGAAUGCGAGGCAGUGUUCGGGCCGGAAGCCUCUCCGCCGAUCUUUGAUGCUGCCAACCUGUCUGUGCCUGUGCCCCGGUACUUCGCAGAAGGGUUGAUCUAUGAUACAGUGGAGAUCUUCUCCGGUGAAGCCAAUUGGUCUUUUGCCCACAAAGCUGCGGGGCUCGAAACGCACCCGGGGAUAGAUAUCGCUGGGAACUCGCUCCGAGUUAUGGACAUCUUGGACGACGCAGUGUUUCAUGAGAUACUAAGCCUGGCCUUGAGGCGUGUCGUCCGCGAAUGGCAUGGAGCUCCACCUUGCUUGACCUUCGGCACUCUGCAAAGGACGGCCACAGUCCUGUCACUUCGUGCCGCGGCCGUUGCUGCCUUGGAUCGUUCGUCUGCACUGGUCCUGCCCGAUGUCAGUGAUGAAGUCUCAGCCUCUCGUCCUUUCCAUGACGACCCGGAAUGGAUCAACGACCUUGCAGAGGAGGCUCGCGCGCUUAAAACCUGGCUCAAAUACCUGUGCCGGCACCACCGCCGUUCCCGCCCAGUCGGGCUGAUCGACAGCAGGGUCUUGCUAGGUGCCGCUGCGAAGGGGCGUUCAAGCAGCCCUGCCUUGGCUCAUGUCUUGCGGACAUCACUGCCUUACGUGCUUGGGGGUGGCCUGUACCCGGGCGGACUGCACGUCUACUCCGCCGCUGACCGCAGUGACGGGCCGUCCCGAAACAGGCCUGUCGACCCACCAUCCAAGCCCCUGCCUGCAUGGUAUGAGCAAUUGUGCGCUGGCGAUUUCUAUCGCUUUGACGUGUGUCUUGCUGCAUCCUCCGUGCCCAAGCAAGCCGCACGCUGGCUUCGGCUGCUGCUGUUGCUCGGGGGUGACAUUGAGAGGAGUCCGGGUCCACCCCCGGUGCCGCGCGGUCCUCUCGACUUGUCGUCCGGCUUUGUAGCGACUACUCGGCACAAGAUGCGCAAAAGCCUCGAUGCCUUUGCACACUGGCUGCGGGAGGAGCUUGGGUUGUCCCUCAACCAAGUUCUCUCCUCCGUCUCGGCAGCAGCUACUGCCCUCAGAGCAUUUGGCCUCCACUUGUAUGCUGCGGGGUUGCCUCGUUACCUGUUGGUGUAUGCCAUCACUUCAGUUCAGGAUGCGUGUCCUGAAUACAGGAAUCAUCUUACGCCGGCUUGGCAGAUUGAUAAAAAGUGGCAGCAUGCAGAACCUGGGGAAUGUCGCCCCGUAAUCUCCAAGCCCAUCCUCCAAGCUGCGGUUAGCUUAGGGUUGCUUUGGGGCUGGGGGGACUGGGUCGCCGUGACUCUCAUAGGUUUCAUCUGCAUGUUGCAUCCGGCUGAGUUUAUCACUCUACAUCGCCGAGACUUGAUUCUUCCUGCGGAUGCUAUGUCCGCGGACCGUGUGGCCUAUAUCCACGUGCGCAACCCCAAGACAGCUCGUUUUGCCAGGCGUCAGCACGCUCGGCUUGAUGAUAACCUAGUUCUUCAGUUUCUUGAAUCCCGGUACGGCUCCCUGCCUCUUGCUGAGAAACUCUUCCGAGGCUCCCUGCACACGUACCGACGGCAGUGGAAUGCCAUCAUGUCGCAUCUGGGCGUUCCCCACACCCAGCAGGCGCGUGGAGCUACUCCUGGAGUAUUGCGAGGCUCUGGGGCCACCUUUUUGUAUCUUGAAACCGAAGACGUUCAACUUGUGGCCUGGAGGGGACGAUGGAGCAAGUUGAAAACUGUAGAGUUUUAUCUACAGGAAGUGGCGGCCCAGCUGUUGCUCCAACAGCUCUCUGCGACCUCGCGGGCCAAGCUUGCCAUUCUGCGUGCUUACGCAUCCAAGCUGGUUGCUUCGCAGAUCGCUUCCUCU